CAGAGGUCAUUCGGAGUAACACUUCUUUUAAAUUUAUUCGUACAGACUGUUUUGUGGUUGGUUUUAUUUUCUUAAGGUAUAUUUUUUCUUGUGGGGAUAAAAUUGCUGCACUUUUGUCCAGUUAUAGUGUAAAAAAUAAUUCUCAGCUGCAAUUCAUGUUUGUAAUAUCUCACCAUAGUCUGUUGGCAACAGUAACUUGUACGAAUCAAAUCGUCUCUUCAAUAAUUAGUAACAUCAUCAUUCUUCAGUGGGUGUGUUUUAUCAUGCUGAGGCAUAUAAGUCGUAAUCAUACGAGGAGGUCGUUAGUACCUGGGUUUUGACUUAGGUACUUACUGUUGGUACUUAAUGUAAGGUCUCAUUCACAUGGAUACUAGAGGAAUGUGAUAAACACUUCGUGUUCAUAAGUAGCUAGAUUAAUUACUACUGUUUAAAGGAGAGAAUACUGUUACGUGUGGUGACUGUACACGUGAUUUAUGUCAGCUUGUAUUUUCUGUUAUGCUUGCCUUUCUCACUAUAGAAUUGUGAAAUGUGUCCUGUGUUAAUUGCUGCAUUCAACGUAUUGUGCAAAUUUGGUUUCUAGUUUUACGAGUUAUUUAAAACAGGAGAUUUUAGUGAGGUUUGAAGGGCCCAUUUCAUUCUGAAAUGAAGCAGCAAAUCCUAGUGGUAUAACUCCGGUGAUGUUUGUGAAUAAUCCUGAUGAAGUACUGUUUAGAUUAGUUAAGGUACUAAUUAGUAUAAGGGGACCCGAGGUAGCUCUCCAGACUAGUUUGAUCAGUCAAACCGACUUACCAAAGAGGGGAAACAUCUUCGUUUUGAUAGCUACAGGACGAUCAGCUUGAUUAACAUAGUAUUUUAGAUACUACGGCUUCUAAUACGAAGAUCAAGCGGAGUUCAGGAAAAACAAUCCGAGAAAGCCAGGCAAGUUUUAGUCCUGAAGAGAGGUGUAUGGAUGAAAUCUUCACCCUUCGACAAAUUUCGAAACAGAUAAAUACCAGCAACAGCCAUUUGCCAUAUUAGCAUAGGCGUUCGAGUCCUUAUUUACAGAGGUUUGGGCAGCCAGGCAAUAUCGCUAACCCUCACACACAAUAGAUGUGGCUCAUUUUCAACUGUUUAGAAUUGCAAGUGGUUGGUUCAUUUCCAUAUAUCUUGAUCUAAAGAUGACAUUCGACUCAGUUGGUCAAAAGAGGGUGUUGAUGUCUGUCCAUGAGGAUAGCGCCGAGAAAUAUUUUGCUAACCAAGACACUACAUCCACUCAUAGUUAUAUGAAAACUUAUGGAAAGCUGUUGUCUGAAAUGAUAACCAGUGGUAUCCAUAAGGGAUUCCCAGUAUAGCCACUGUUCACGUGAUUCUAGUCAACUUCGAUGUUUGAGGGAUUGACUCAUUGGCAGGGAAAGGUCAUCGAUAUAGAGUACGUAGAUGGUGUUCUCCUGUUUGGUGAUGCUUAAAAAGCUCAGUCUUCUCAACAGUUUAAAUGCAGAUCUGAGUGUAUUUAGCGUGUAAUCUACCUUUGUCAAAUGCAGGAUAGUUAAACAGUAUUCCUUUUCAUGAACCCUAAUUUGUAUAUGUCAAAUUUUGUGGUUGAGUGAAGCUUUUUGUUUGUUAACAUCUGAAGCAAGACGGCGACUGUUACCAGUUUCACUUAUUUAGUGUUGCAGGUGUGUGUUUGGCUAGUGGCAUAGUGGUUAGGACUCUCGCCGACCAUGCACAUGGUCCGAGGUUCGAUCCCCUGCCGACGCACACCCGAUAUCUAUGGUUGGCCUGUAACAUUUGGGCCACCGAUAUCCGUGCUGAAAAUGCCAUACUUGUACUGAAAAUACGGUGUGGCACCAAGCCGUAACCAAAAUAAAAAAAAUAAAAAAUAAAAUAAAAAAUCAACUUGCUGCAGUGCAGAGGUCUUAUUCAGUAUCUAGAGGAUAUAGUCCUUUUACUUAAUAACUAGCAAGAUAUAAAGCCUUUCGAACGUCCUGAUUAUUUUGAGCCUACAGUUCAUCUUUGUCAAAGAUAAGAUGGUGCUAUGUGAUUCGCCUGCAUCAACUAUUAGUUUAACGGUAGGGAGUGAGGUGAUUAUAUUUAGUCACUUCACUUUUCUAGUAACCUGGAUUGGUCCUGAUGAAUUGGUUGCUGGCGAAAUCUCAACAUCUUUACCGAAACCACCUUUGGCAUUUACCAACUUGCGGUGUCUUCGGAGCAGGUAUAGCGAUUCAGUACCCUUCUUUACGAUUGAGAUGGCCCCUAAAAUCAGAAGCCCCUCAUUAUAGUUGUUCGAAUCCUGCUCCACCUACAAAGUUUGGGUAGCCAGGCAGUAUUACUACCCCUCAAAAUAUGUUUGCCUCAUUGCCAACUCCAUGGAAAUACAAGUGGUUGUUGAGUAACAUUUCACUUCAUUGGGUAAGAAAAGUAGGACCGUUACUGAAAUUAUAGAGCUACAUUGACUGAGAUGUUUAGUAUCCACCUUCCGUGAUACUUCACUUCAGCUGAGGUAGAAUUUGUUUAGAAGAGGCUUAGGAGUGAGCAUGCCAAAAUGUAACAUCAAUCCAUGAAUUGAUUAACUGUCGAUCUGAGAUACGGAAAUGGAUAUGGGUCUCUUGGUUGGGAUUGUCAGGAUGCUAAGAAUCAAUGGUUGGAGACUCGGUGACAUGGCUUGAAGUUGUUGACAGUGAUGAAGACUUAUCUACACCUUGCCUUCCGUUAGGUCCUGGAAAACUUUACUAACCUUUAAAUAAUUAUCCUACAUUGCUUCAUCAGUCUCACUGACUGCAUAAUGAUUCAUGAUUCUAACUAGUAGACCGGGAUGAUGUAGAUGGGCCUUGUUCCAAACCCUUGACCCAUCAACCGGAAUUCAAAUGUGAAAGCCAAUGAACUACGUCUUUAAAUCCCUACUUAAUGCAUAAAAAGCGAUUGACGUUUGUUCAUUGUAGUAACAUUGCGUUCCUAUUGUAUGCUUUUCGACGUGCUGCAACUUAAGCGGUCGCAUUUUUCUUUGUCAGUCCGUUAGUUAUUCAGUCAGUUAUACUCCAACUUGGUUAAGUCUGGAUGUGUAAAACUCCUCCACUGUUUCUUAAAAUGGUUGCAAAUAUACGCUAAUAAUUUCAGAUAUAGACAAAGACUUAUUCUGUGCUGAGUUUCUUGUGAUAUACCAUUCAUCAUAUUCAGUUCAUAUUUGAAUAAUUUUGGAAAUUGGCGAUUACAUGUGUUUUUCAUUCACUGGUUGAUUUGUCAUGUAAUUCAAAUAUCCCGAUUAACAUUUUCAGUUUUGUUUUACUUAUUUCUAAUUGGUAACACCUGUAUUUGGGUUGCUUGGUCUGUAUUUCAUUCUUAGAUCCAAAGCAAUGGUUCUCUAACUGAUAUCCAUCCGUGAUCAACUCGUAAAAACAAAACUAACCCUUACAAACCAACUGUAGAAAAUUAUGUUAAAGCCUGUUGGUGUUUCUAAACGUUAGUGACUCCCUAAUAUAGGAACUCGGUUUACGAUUAGUUGCACGUCCGACAUUUGCAUUCCGUUGCGUUCCUAGUGGAACAUAGGGUUUCAAACUUGAGCUUUAACAUUUCAUUAGCGGCGGUGACUUUGUUUUAUGGGUUAGGGUUGCUAGCUUCACUCCUAACCUUCCCUUUUUACCGGAUUUACUACCAGCUAAGCGACGUUUAGGAGUAUGUCGACCGGAAGUCAAACCCGGACCACAAGUGUGAUUAACGAGACCUCUACCACUGAACCACCGACGAAGGUAUAAUCUAAUGUAAUUAUUAAGUUGCAUUCUUUUGGAAUGUAAAUGUAGAUGCUAUUGUCCACCACAUACGGCUUAACCGUACAUAGGGAAGACUCGUACUUUGGAAUGGGUUUGCUUCACUUAGCUAGCCUGCUUGAAGUCAACUAGACUCAGUUUUCAUUUAGCCUUUGUUUAGUGUAAAGUUUCGAAAUCCUACUGACAUUUGUAUUUAUAGUUCAUUGUGUUGCUUUUACAGUAGGCAAAAUAUGAAGAUAUAUUAGCAGCGGUGUCAAUAUGGUUGAGAUAACUUAAUUCUCAUAUCAUGAAUAUGGUUUUUUAGUUGUUAGAUGCACUUGUGCAACUGAUAUCACUUCUUAUUGAUUAGGACUUUUUGGAUUCCCUGUUUGUUUUUACUGAACCGUAAAGCUCGGUCUCUGCUAGGAUAAGAUCAAGUUUACGUCAAGGCAUCAUUGAAACACCUUUAGUAAGCUCUGGUGUACCAACAGAAACUGGGUAAUUCGGUCCACUGAAAUCACAAGACAAAAUUAAAGUUUCAUUGAAUAUCUCUCCUUAUGCCAGUCAGAAACAAAUGAAAUAUUUGUAUUUUCCAUCGCUCUCACCGAUUAUUCCUCGCAGAGUUUAGCAAGAAGCUUUGUGUGCAAAGAUAAAUGCACCCUUCAAAUAUGUUUCCUACUGAAUGGAUUGUCUCAAUCUUCUACUUUUAGCUGUUUUAUUCAGUUUGUUCAUUAAUGCCUACAAGACCCAAUAGUUUCAUGUUCAGCGCGCAUGUCUCUUAAUCCUGAUCAGUCGAGUGUUCCUGAUGGCCUCUUUGGGGAUCAAGUUCAAAUAGAAUCGACCCAUGAAGUUUCACAUAACAGUGGUCGUGGAAAUUUGGGCACACUGGGGAUGGCUGCUGGAGUGCCACCUUACGGGACAAAUAAUCCGUCUGCCAUGUCUGCUGCAGCGGCUGCUGCUCUUCUAAUACAAGCGGCGACUGGUGGUUCUGCUAAUGAAUCACCCAAUCAUGUUACACUUUCUGGUAGACGUUGUUCAACAUCAAGCCUUUUAGAAUCACCUCAGCCAUCGCCUUUAUCUUCAUCUGUGAUUUCGGCAGCUGCACAACAAGCUGCUUUGGUUGCGGCACAGGCUAUCGCCAGUCCACGUUCACCGUCAGUUAAUUCCAGCGCAUCUAAUUUUCAAGCAGCAGUGUUAUCUUUGGCUUUAGCUGCUUCAUCUACUUGCACUACAAUAAGCAAUUCAUCUGGUUCUGAAUUUCGUGAAUGUCAACGUUCGUUACUCGGGAAUUCUGCUGUUAAUGAUCUUAUUUCCCUUUCUGAACAGCAUCCAAAGCUAUUAACUGCUCACUCUACAUUAGCAUCUGUGUUUCGAAGACGUUCUUCAACGCUUGCUCCUCCAUGUUUUACUAAUGUACUUAAUCCGGCGUGUAUUGAUGUGACACCUAGACAUGAAUUGAAAAAUGUUUCUAGUGAAGAACCACAGUUGUUGUCUUUUUUGCCGUCAAACUUGACGUCUCUUGACCUUGGAGGUUCCCAGCUUCUCAAUAGUCAGCAUUUGGUUCUUCCUGAGUAUCCUGAGGAUAUAGCAUCUCAGACACAAGGCUUUCCUUUAAUGCGCCAGUCAUCCAUCCCCACUUCGUUUCUGUGCGACAGUUUUCGUUGUGUUGAUCAACAGAAUCGUUCAAGUGAAUCUUACUUGAUGGACAUGAACUCAGAAGGUUCAACUAAAAUUACACGUCAUUAUUUAUCAACUCUAGAUCCUGAUGAAAAUGCAGAUCAUUCUCGCAAUCCUACUAGUGUUUCCCACGGAAGUUAUGACGAUGCAAACUUUCAGUCGUUUUAUAAAACGUCACCUAAAUACGAUUCACACUUAGCACAUCCUUCGAGUGUUCAGUCAUCCUUCGAUCGGAAUUCCAAUAAAUGCAAUCCAAGAUAUUUUUCUCCAACGCCAACAUCAGUUUCAAGCGAACUUGCUUUAGCUAAUUGUCCCCCAACCUCACCAUUAAGUUGCUCUUCACUAUCAAAUUCCGCAACUCCACAACUAAAUAUCUCUCCAGUCAAUGUUGAGUGUAGAGUUAAAAACCCACCAAUGGAUGACGGGAGUGGUGCUACCUCCAGAUCAUCUGUUUCCUGCAGGUCACUACGAACUAACUGUGGCACAGAAUGCGAUUUUAAAACUGAUGAACCGAAUCGCAAACGAGAACAACGUCUUUUGAAAAACAGAGAAGCUGCAAGGGAAUGUAGAAGAAAAAAGAAGGAAUAUGUAAAAUGUUUAGAAGCUCGAGUCAGUCUCCUCGAAAGUCAGAACCAACAAUUGAUUGAAGAACUCCAAAAAGUAAAAGCACUUUGUUUCAAAGAGUUAUGUGGUUUGGGAUUAAAUAGCUCCACAGCUGCAUGCGCUGCUGCGGUGUUGGCUGCUGUAACUUCUGUAUCUGCCAGCUAUUCUGGCGCGGAUACUGCGGAUUCUUCAGGAUUAGAUUCUACUGCUCGAUUUACUUCGGACACCGAUCGGAGCAUAUGCGAUAGAACUUCAGAAGUAAAUCAAAUUUCAUCUGAUUUUGGAGAAGAUGUACAACAGCUAAAUGAUCAUACGCGAUCUAUACGACAUCGCCGACGUUCUGUAUUUACUGCACCUAAGUUGUCACCAUAUUCAACUCAGACUACUUGGUUGAGUCCAUAUUCUUUGAAAUGUUCUGAGACGUCGCCAAAUAUAGCUUGUGGUACUACACAUGUUAGUCGGUCAUCUGUAGACGAAUUGUCGUCACAUUCAUGUCUGACAAAACCGAACGAUUCGAAACCUGAUUGUUCUCAUAGUUCUGUUUCAAUUUCAUAUACUCCUCCGGUCGAAACAGAUACUAUUAGUCCGCAUUCAAGUGAACACUUUCGACAACACUGCACUGAAUCACACCCCCUUAUAAUGGAAAGUAAGGUGGACAGCAGUCGGCUGCCUCAUCAGUCGACACAUGUUAUAUCCAGCGACUCACAAAACUGGAAAGCACCUCAGUAUCAAAAUAGCAGUAAUGCUUAUCAGCAUCCGCGAUAUGCAGCUAAAAGAGCCUAUCGAAAUGUAGUAUUUAAUUCGGCUGAUACAAGCAGGGAAUCUGAAAUAAAACCAGAAACAAUUGAUGAUAAACGACUGUGCAAACCAGGAAAUGAUGUGGAUGCUGUCACUGGUGCUGCAGUUAUAUUGGCUGCCGCAGCUGCUAUGGUUGCUGAAUCUGAAUCCUCUGCACCAGAAUCUAGACUGUCGGUUUGAGAAACAUCAAAUCCAGAUCACAUUGUAAUAUCUACCUGCGUCUUUCUCAACAAAAUAGGUUAUAAUCGGUAUAUUUAAGGUGAUUUUCUUUUCAAAAGUUGUGUAAGCAGCAAAUACCUUUUAUUGAUAUUAUAAUUUCCUAAUUUCAAAAUCAUUAAAGAGAUAAUUUGGUGUUUUUUCGGUGUACCAUGUCUUCCUUCAUAACUUUGCCUUUCUUAUUUUCUUUGCUCCUGUUUUCUACAAUGCUCUGUUAAAGUUACAGCUUUCCUAAUUGUGCGAAAUCAUUCCCCUCGUUCGUUCGAAUAAAGUCUUUGUGAAACAUUGAUAUCUUAAAAAUACAACACCACAUGUGAUUUUCAAAUCCUUUUGCACACUCUGCUUUAUCUUUAUAAUAAUUUUAAUGGCUUCAUCAUAAAACCAGAUUCUCUAAUCAUUUGUACUGUGGAAAUUUCAAUUUAAAAGUCAGACGAUGCUAAUUAUCACAUAGAUUUUAAAGUGUUCUUUGAUUGUUUUGAUCACAUUUUUCUAAAGCGCCUGUUUAUUUCAUUUACCGUCAUCAUUCUAUAUAAAUCUUAUUAUUUAUAUAUUUUUCAAGUGUAGCUUCUCAAUGUCUUUCGUAAUAUUUGUUAACUUCUUUUCUUCUUUCAAAAUUCAUAUCUUGCUUAUGGAAUGUUCAUCUAUAAAGAUGGUCAUGUAUCAGCUGUUUAUUAACCAUAGUUUAUGUGCCAUUUCCUUGCCCCGUUGUCAUAGUUCUAUCACUUCAAAUAUUAUGUGUUUUUGUCUGUCUAUAUGUACAUAUAUAUAUAUAUAUACCUAAUAUGUGUAUUUGAAUAACUUUUAACCACCGGUUCUUUUUAAUUUAAAUAACUUUUACUUUCAUUUUAUCAAAAGCGCCAUUUUCGUCAUUGCAAUUUAUUAUUUUUCUUUUCAUAUACAUUGCUUUUUUGAGU
This is a messenger RNA of Trichobilharzia szidati, 7927 nucleotides long. The record is from the annotation of a GenBank genome assembly. Lineage: Eukaryota; Metazoa; Platyhelminthes; Trematoda; Strigeidida; Schistosomatidae.